Cololabis saira (Pacific saury) is the source of this 354-nucleotide messenger RNA. Its product is annotated as coiled-coil-helix-coiled-coil-helix domain-containing protein 7-like. The record is from RefSeq and is a predicted model, not a curated record. NCBI's taxonomy places the organism in Eukaryota, Metazoa, Chordata, Actinopteri, Beloniformes, Belonidae. The transcript has 3 exons. Bases 1 to 336 code for a protein of 111 amino acids.
AUGGCGGUGUAUGCUAAAACACGAAAGCGACUACUCAUUGACCUACUUCAUGAGAAUGGGAUAUGCAUCUCCUAUGACAGGGUGUUGGAGGUUUCCGCACUGCUAGGAGAAUCUGUGGUGAACCAGUAUGUGGAGAGCGACGCGUCUCAGAAAUGUCUGGACAUCAACAACUACGACAAGAGCAUGUGCUCCAUGUAUUUCCAGAGAUACAAGAACUGCAGGAAGUACUGGCACGGCAUCAUGGUCCAGAGGAGGCGGGACGGCGUCCGGCCAGACAUGCCCACGGCGGCGGAGAGAGAGGAGAUGCUAACGGCGCUAGGAGGGAAGCCCUACUGAGGAGGGACCUGGGGGCGG